AUGACCAAAAUGACGUGUUAGGACACGUCAUUUUCAAUUUCACGUCAAAUUAAUUUUUUUCCAAUUAUUUUUUUCAGCAAAGAAUGGAAAGAGGACACAAUUUCAACAAUCUUCAGUUGUACAAAAAGUGUCACGGCAAUUUGUUUCGCCAUUUUGGUGGAUCGAGGAUUGUGUGAUUAUUCAGAUAAAGUCACCAAAUAUUGGCCAGAAUAUGGUGCAAAUGGAAAACAGGAUACGACUAUUGAAAUGGUGUUAUCUCAUACGGUAGGGUCCAAAAAUUACGUGAUUUUUUUUGGUAAACAUGAGCAAUAGGUAGAUUUGUUACCCGAUUAUCAUGGUCCUGUUGUCAGAAAUGACUUAGCUCAACUAUGAAUGUCAUUUUCAAACACCAAUUUCUCAAUAGAGCAAAUUUUCUGAUUUUAGACGAAUUUUUCAAGUUUCCCGGGUCAAUUUUGGCGGGAAAUUCUAAUCUGGGCUCAAAAUCAUCGAUUUUUAGCGAAAUUUAAAGUUUCCCGACUUAUUUUGUCCAUUUUUCUUCACUUUUGGCUUAAAAUAACUAAUGAAACCUAAAAAUCGAUAAUUUUGAGCCUAGAGUUGAAUUUCCCGCCCACAUUUUUGAAUUUCCCGCCAAAUUUGACCCCGGAAAUUUAAAUUUUCAGUCGAAAUUAGCAAAUUUGCUCUAUUGAUAAUUUGGUUUUUGAAAAUAUAUGUUCAAAUUUUGCCACGUCAUAACUCAUUUUCAGAGUUGAGAUAGGCUAUUUCGUAAUCAGCAGGUAAAAAUCUACUAGAAAAAUAUUUUUGAAAAUCUACGUAUUGCUCAUGUUAACCGGGAAAAUCCACUGGAACUUCCAAACUUCCAUCCACAAAUCUAGGCUUGAACUUCAAGAUCCCAUCUCCAAAAAGAUCCACAUUUCAGGCGGGUCUUCCAUAUUUUCCCGACGUAAAAUUGAACAUUGAAGACAUGGUGGACCACAAUAAAAUGUCAAAAAUCAUUGAAAAUCUCAGGCCGGUUUAUCCGGUUGGCACAAAAACAGCCUAUCAUGCGUUGACUUUUGGAUUUUUGGCUGAUCAAGUUUUUCGGAGAAUUGAUACGGAACAUCGUGCAGUUGGACAGUUUUUUAGGGAGGAAAUUGCCACUAAACAUUGUGAGUUUUAAGGGGGGGGGGAUCCAGGCUUGGGCUUUUUGGGCUUGUUAGGCUUGUUAGGGCGCUUAGGCUUCUUAGGCUACAUAGGCUUAGGCUCAAGCCUAAAGCCUGAGAUUCUACGUCCUUCUCUAAGGCUUUUCAGGCUUGUUAGCUUUCAUAGGCUUUCUAGGGUCCUUAAUAGGCUUCUAAGGCCUUCUCUUAGGCUUCCAAGGCUUUUUAGGGCUCUUCAUAGACUUCCCAGGGCUAAAAAUUCAAAAUUUUAAGCAUCUCAGGCUUCUGAGGCUUCUAAGGCCUUCUCUAAGGCUUUUCCGGCUUGUUUUAAAACUUGUCAGUCUUCAUAGGCUUUCUAGGACCCUUUAUAGGCUUUGCAGGGCUAAAAGUUCAAAAUUUUAGGCUUUUGGGGUCUUCUAAGGCCUUCUACGGCCUUCUCUUAGGCUUUUCCGGCAUUCUUUAGGCUUUUUACACUUCAUAGACCUCCUAGGGCCCAAAGUUCAAAAAUUUAGGCUUUCCAGGCUUCUGAGGCCUUCUACGGCCUUCUCUUAGGCUUCUCUGCCUUUUUUUAAACUUUUCAACCUUCAUAGGAUUUCUAGAACCCUCCAGCGGCUUCUAAGGCCUUCUCUAAGGCUUUUCAGGCUUGUUAGCCUUUAUAGGCCUUCCAGUGCCUUUCAUAGGCCUUCUAGGGCUAAAAAUUCAAAAUUUUAGGCCUUUCAGGCUUCUAAGGCCUUCGCUUAGGCUUUUCCGGUUUUUUUGAACUUGUUAGCCUUCAUAAGCCUUCUAGGCCUUUUCAUAGGCUUUCUAGGACUAAAAAUUCCAAAUUUUAGGCUUCUGAGGCCUUCUCCGGCCUUCUAUAAGGCUUUUCAGGCUUUUUUUAAUUUGUCAGGCUUCAUAGGCUUUCUAGAACCCUUGAUAGGCUUCUAAGGCCUUCCCAGGCUUUCUAAGGCCUUCUCUUAGGCUUCUAAGGCUUUUAAGGCUUCUUAGGCUUCUAAACCUUCAGAAAAAACAGAUUUUUUCAAAUUUAUAAUUUUUGGCAAACAUUUUUUCAUAAAAAUCUUCACAAAUCUAUUUUUUGUUCAAAUCCUCCCCAAAAAACUCACCAAUCUCCCAUUCCAGACAUUGAUAUUCACAUCGGCGAAUGUUCAUCCGAAGAAAACCGUUUGGCUCGUCUCUUCAAAUGCCCGAAAAACCUGGUGACCCGCGAAAUCGCCUACGACAAAUCCAUCCUCAAACUCGCUCGCUACUACUACAAUCCACGUGGCUAUUUCCAUCAGGCGCGCAAAAAUAUGAGCAAUUGCGGCACCGAUUUCACAAUGUUCAACAAUUCGGAUCUUCGAAUCGUGGGGCAACCGGCUGUGAAUGGAAUUGGAUCGGCGAGAGCUUUGGCACAAUUACAUCAAUUGAUUUUGGAUGGAAGUUUGAUAUCGAAAGAUACUUUUGAUGUUAUUCGAUAUCCGAGAAAUAUGACCGCUUUUGAUCAUUUGAUUGGUGAACCGCAGAAUAAAGAACAUGGAUUUACUUAUAAUCGAUCGCCGAAUGUGAGUUUGAGCCUGGAAGAUUUAGAAUUGGAGCUGAGCUUGGUCUGGUAUGAAAAUCUCAUCGCUACCACGCGCACGCAACGCAGACCGCGCCGCGCCGCGCCACAACGAUUCAAAUUCCCUCCCGUUUUUGUGUGUGUUGUGGCGCGACGCGGUCUGCGUUGCGUGUUGGAGCGCGUGGUAUCGAUGUGAUUUUCGAUAAUAAGUCAAAUUUAAACUUCUGGAGGCCAAUUUUUCGACCUAGCCUUCAAUAAAAUUCGAUUUCUGAUCAGGAAAGUUAGCUAUGACGUGGCAGAGCUGCGAUUUUUUCUCAAUCAAAUUCUCAAUAGAGCGAAUUUGCUAAUUUUUCACUGAAAAUUUGAAUUUUCCAGUUUUCAGGGGUAAAUUUUGGCGGGAAAUUCAAAUCUGCGCUCGAAAUUAUCGAUUUUUAAAGAUGUUACAAACUGAAGUUAGAGAAACUUGAAAUUACUCUUAAAAUCGAUAAUUUUUUCGAAAUUUAACUUCCAAAAUCAAUUAGAAUCAUGAUCCUGUUGCUAACAACUCAAUUCUGAAUCUGAGUUAUGACGUGGCAAAGUUUGAAAAUAUAUUUUCAAAAACCAAAUUCCCAAUAGAGCGAAUUUGCUAAUUCCAAACUAAAAAUUUGAAUUUUUCAAGUUUCCCGGGUCAAUUUUGGCGGGAAAUUCAAAUCUAGGCUCAAAAAUCUUGAUUUUUAGCGAAAUGUCAUGUUUCCCGACUUAUUUUGUCCAUUUUUCUUCACUUUUGGCUUAAAAUAACCAAUGAAACCUAAAAAUCGAUAAUUUUGAACCUAGUUUUGAAUUCCCCGCCAAAAUUUACCCGGGAAACUUGGAAAAUUCGCAAAUUCGCUCUAUUGAGAAACUGGUGUUUUUAAAUGUAUGUUCAAAUUUUGCCACGUCAUCACUCAGAUUCAGGAUGGAGUUUAGCAGUUUUUGACAAGACGAUCGUGAAAAAUUAUCGAUUUUUUGCAGAACACGUGGCAAUUUGGACACCCGGGAGUUGGUGGACAAAUGGGUGAGGUUUUUUCAAUUUUUGAAAUUUGCCACGUCAUAACCUAACCUAAAUUUUGUAGUUCGAGUGGAUGUGGAUAAUGAAUUAAUAAUUGCAUAUUUAACAAAUGGCCUGAAGACUGCAGGAUGCGGUGAACAUGUUUUCACAUUCAACCGACUUCAAAAAAAGGUUUAUGAUUGUUUGAAUCGAAUUCCGAAAUUCGGAUUACAUCCUGCAGACGAAGAUAAUGAAGAAUAG
Messenger RNA from Caenorhabditis angaria, 3940 nucleotides. Lineage: Eukaryota; Metazoa; Nematoda; Chromadorea; Rhabditida; Rhabditidae. The record is from the annotation of a GenBank genome assembly.